CUUGAGAUUUGCACCUGAGUAGGCGCCAACCAUCACAACGGCCGCCGCGCCGAUGGCAUAGAUUAGCGAGCGUUGUCUGUUCCCCGACAUGAUCUUUGGUUCGGCAAUGAUGAUGUUAAUGAAUCUGUGCGAUCGAGAUACGGGUUUGGAGAAUCGGUACGUAGAUCUGCUUUGCACGUGGACGCUGUGGCUUGAGCUUCUCCGUGCCCUUCAAGCCCUUGACGUAAAUGGUGUUCAUCACCACUUUUCGUCUGGAUCGCGACUCCCGCAACAUAUAUCCUGGCCCCGCAACAAAAUGGUGUUUGUACGCGCUGAUGCCUUUCAUUUCCUUACGUGUCAAGGUUGUGCACAAUGCGACCUUGGACGCUAAUUACGCCCGCUUCAAGAGGCAUUGGACUUGCCUUGACGAGACAUAUCCUACGAACAACGAACGUGCCCGUCGUCGCCACGGCGCGUAAAGACGUUGGCAAUGCACGAGGGAAUAUUCUUCACGAGUUGAGGGAUGUCGACGAGUCUAGAUUGACCGUCCUGCCGCUUGACGUUACGGACGAAUCCAGCAUAAUAGAAGCCGCGUCCGUCAUAUCGCGGCUGCUUCCCAAGGACGAGAAUCACCUACACCUCGCCUUCGCUAUUCCGGGAAUCCUACAUCCGGAAAAAUCACCCGCUCAAAUCGAUUACAGCAACGCUCUCGAAACGUUCAAGGUCAACGCGCUAGGACCUCUCAUGCUCAUCAAGCACUUCUCUCCUUUCUUACCGACGAGAAAAGACCAGCUGCCGCCCAGUACCGAAUCGGACAUGUACGAGGGUUUGAAUGCCAGCAACGCGACGUGGGCGACCAUGUCCGCGCGGGUCGGGUCCAUUUCGGACAACGGCCUGGGUGGAUGGUACAGCUACCGAGCUUCCAAGGCGGCCGUCAACCAGAUUGCGAAAACGUUCGACAAUCACUUGAAGGCCGUCGCUGGCGAGCGUGCCAUCUCCGUGGCGCUGCAUCCGGGCACGGUGAAGACGGACCUGUCGAAGGAGUUUUGGCACAGCGUACGAGAGGAUAAGCUGUUCAGCCCCGAGUUCGCGGCGGAGCGGCUGGUGAGGCUAUGCACGAGGGCAGCGGAGGAGGGAGGGAUCGGUGUGCAGGGCAGGGGAAGGUGUUGGGAUUGGAAUGGGCAAGAGAUAGCGCCCUAACACGCGACGGGAACAUGUUCCUGAUCGGUUCAAUUUCGACGUCGUGCUAUUCAUUCCCUAUAUCUGCGGUGCUUCUCGCCACCGUUUUACGAGUACAAUUCACGCG
This is a messenger RNA of Verruconis gallopava, 1285 nucleotides long. RefSeq lists its product as hypothetical. Bases 352 to 1179 code for a protein of 275 amino acids. The record is from RefSeq and is a predicted model, not a curated record. Lineage: Eukaryota; Fungi; Ascomycota; Dothideomycetes; Venturiales; Sympoventuriaceae. The transcript has 2 exons.